UGCCGGUAUCUCAUCUUUCUUCGUCAAUCCUCAGCUUCUCUUCAUCUCAACUGAGCUUCAAUUCUCUCAGCUCCUGCUGUUCCUCACCCCUCUCCCACUACAUCACCUCUCCACGCCGUCACCAUGACAGGCUUCGAUUUCUCCAACUACAACCGUAACGCGGCGCUCCACGCGAAGGGAGUUCCUCUCCCCAAGGCCACCAGUACCGGUACAACCAUCGUGGGAUGUAUAUACGACAAUGGCGUUGUGAUUGCAGCAGAUACCAGAGCCACCAGCGGCCCGAUAGUAGCAGACAAGAACUGCGAGAAACUACACUACAUCGCGCCCAAGAUCUGGUGCGCGGGAGCCGGAACGGCCGCGGACACCGAGUUCACGACGGCGUUGAUCAGCUCGAACAUCGAACUGCACUCACUUUCGACGGGCCGGCCCCCACGCGUAAUCACCUGCAUGACGAUGCUGAAGCAGCACCUAUUCCGAUACCAAGGCCACAUCGGCGCCUACCUAGUCGUGGCAGGUGUCGACCCCACCGGCAUUGGUCUUUUCACCGUCCACGCCCACGGAUCCACCGACAAGCUUCCCUACGUGACCAUGGGAUCUGGUUCCCUGGCCGCGAUGUCCGUGUUCGAGUCGACAUGGAAGCCGAACCUGGACCGUGAGGGUGCGAUCGCCCUGUGCGCGGAGGCCAUCAAGGCUGGUAUCUUCAACGAUCUGGGAUCUGGUAGCAAUGUCGAUGUUUGUGUCAUUGAGAAGGACAAGCCUACGCAGUUGCUGCGCAACUACAUCAAGCCUAAUGAGCGUGGCGAGAAAGAGCGCAAUUACCGUUUCCCUAAGGGUACUACGGCUUAUUUGAACCAGAAGAUCAUCAGCAAGGAGGAUAUGCGGAAGUAUAUCUCUGUUGAGGAGGCGUCGGGUGAUCCUAACUUGAUGGAGGUGGAUGUCUGAGUAUUGUGUUGUUAUUUGUUGUUGUAACGACUAGAGCAAAGAAAGGUUAUUAUUUACUACUGCUGGUUUUGUCGGGCUCGCUUUAUCUUAUCCUAAAUAGGGGCCCACGCAUGAAUAAUUGCCAUUAUGAUUGUUUGAAUUGAGAA
Messenger RNA from Aspergillus piperis CBS 112811, 1088 nucleotides. It is a transcript of the gene pup1, whose product is annotated as proteasome core particle subunit beta 2. Gene Ontology annotation, molecular function: threonine-type endopeptidase activity. Gene Ontology annotation, cellular component: proteasome core complex. Lineage: Eukaryota; Fungi; Ascomycota; Eurotiomycetes; Eurotiales; Aspergillaceae. The record is from RefSeq and is a predicted model, not a curated record. The transcript is spliced from 3 exons. The coding region runs from base 124 to 942 and encodes 272 amino acids.